AUGUCGCAAAAUAAAAUAAAGUUAAGAGGGAAAAAAGAAGCACGCGAAUUGAUGAAUUUAAUUACAACACGCAUUACAAACGCACACGCGUUUCCUUGCACAGGUAAGGUGAACCUGAUGGGGUCGUACGGUUGCGAGGUGUCGUCGGAGGGUCCGAGCUUCCUCACGAUCUACGGCGAGGCGAACAUGAGCGUGGCCAUACCGCCGAAGGAACGACCCAGCCUGCGCGGGCUCCGGCCGUCUUACGAGGCGGGCGAGACACUCCAAGCGGAAUGCAGCUCCGCGGCCAGCUACCCUCCAGCACGGCUUGUCUUUAUCCUCAACGGGAAAGAGGUGAACCAAGUGUUGACCAGGGAAUUGCCAAGCUCGAGCUCCUCGGAGGAUAGCAUGGUGUCCUCGACGCGACUAGGGCUGACUCUGCGCCUCGAACGACAGCAUUUCCCCGGAGGAACCUUGACUCUCGGUUGUCAGUCCAUUUUGCCGGGGAUCGUGGAUACGAAGGCGCUCGAGAGGACGGAAACCGCAACGCUGGCUGCCAGCAAUCAACGACUGGCGCAAGAACCACCCACAUCCGGAUGCAUAGUCAACCUUCCAUCCUCCCUGAUAGCCACCGUCUGCUGUUUCUUACUACCACGGUCGUUUAAUUACGUACACCAUAAAUGUUCUACUACCAAAUUCCCAUGCCGAGUGUACAGAAUUUCUGUUUCUGCUGGGUCGUCAAUCUUCGUUGGCAGCAGCACGGAUCGUCCGCGUGAAAACUAUCUCGGAGCGUGAGGAUCGCGGCUGCUGGCCGAUAACAGGACCAGGCGGGAUAAAAGCGAUUAGAGAUGGCGAAAGGGGAGGAACGAUUUAG
Molecule: messenger RNA, 853 nt
Organism: Heterotrigona itama
Lineage: Eukaryota; Metazoa; Arthropoda; Insecta; Hymenoptera; Apidae
Source: the annotation of a GenBank genome assembly